UGUUUGACAUAUGAAGGCAAACCACUUUUUAUCACUCACACUUGAUUAUCAGCAUCUAAUUUUCAUAGUGAAUGUAACGAAGUAAAUAACAAAAAACAAUAGUCAAUUUUCUCCUAAUAUUAUAAACAAAGUUCAAGUUUGCAAGAUAAAACGCAAGUGAUGAACAGAGAGCAAAUACGUCGCAAUAUUACCUUGAAGACAUUGUAACUAAAUUUGAUUCCCCAUUUGGAAUUAAAUACCUUACAAUAUUACCAAUAGUGAACCAAAUCAAUAUAAACGAAACCAUUAUAUACUCUUUGAAACUUUAGCAGCUCUGUAGAAAAUAUUAAUCGUAUUAAUAAUUUUUAAUCAGAUUUGAUAUAGUAAAUCUUCACAAUAAACGGAUUUUGGAGAAGGUGUCUAACAAAAAUACAACUUGCAGAAUGGUUGAACCUAUUUUUGAUUACCAAUUUCGGCUGAUUCUAAUUGGUGAUAGUACAGUGGGCAAAAGUUCGUUACUCAAAUUCUUUACAGAUGGUAAAUUCGCCGAGCUAUCUGACCCCACUGUUGGUGUUGACUUUUUUGCCCGCUUGAUGGAAAUGAAGGAUGGAACCCAAAUAAAACUCCAACUAUGGGACACAGCUGGUCAAGAACGUUUUCGCUCAAUUACAAAAUCAUACUACCGAAACUCGGUUGGGGUAUUGUUGGUAUAUGACAUAACAAAUUAUGCUAGCUUUGAACAUAUUUCGCUUUGGAUGAUGGAAGCCCAGCGCCACAUUGAACCGCAUCGCCCAGUGUUUGCAUUAGUCGGUUGUAAAUUAGACCUGGUAAAUGCCGGUGGUCGUCGAGAAGUAAAUACAGAGGAAGCACAAACUUUUGCCAACCAAAAUGGCUUGCAUUUUGUUGAGACUUCAGCUAGGAAUGGUGUUAACGUUGAAGAAGCUUUUCGUAUGGUUACACAGGAGGUAUAUGCACGAAUACGUUCAGGAGAAUACAAAGUAGAGGAUGGCUGGGAUGGUAUAAAAACUGGAUUUGCACGUCCAAAUAGCUUAGAUUUUAAUUUGGUUAUGGCUGAGCCAGAAAAAUCGUCUUGUUGCUGAUAUGUUUGUAAAUGAUGCUUAAUUAAAAGUCACUGAAUGGCAAAA
Molecule: messenger RNA, 1124 nt
Organism: Bactrocera oleae (olive fruit fly)
Lineage: Eukaryota; Metazoa; Arthropoda; Insecta; Diptera; Tephritidae
Gene: Rab39
Product: RAS oncogene family member Rab39
Biological process (GO): vesicle-mediated transport; Rab protein signal transduction
Cellular component (GO): Golgi apparatus
Molecular function (GO): GTP binding; GTPase activity
Source: RefSeq, a predicted model, not a curated record